This is a messenger RNA of Pistacia vera, 2195 nucleotides long. RefSeq lists its product as uncharacterized. The record is from RefSeq and is a predicted model, not a curated record. NCBI's taxonomy places the organism in Eukaryota, Viridiplantae, Streptophyta, Magnoliopsida, Sapindales, Anacardiaceae. Bases 1 to 1995 code for a protein of 664 amino acids. The transcript has a single exon.
AUGAACCCACCAUCGUCAUCUUCUUCAAAAUCAAGAAAACCCCAUCACAGAACAAACUCAAAACUUGAACCUAAAACAAAGAAAAACCUCUCUUCUGGAAACCCUUUGCAAGAUCUCAAUACCACCAUUGUCACUCCAAGCAACAGUAAGAGUAGCAGCAAUAGCAACAACAGUAGCUUUGAAGCUCCAAGGGGUUGUCUCAGGUUCUUUCUCUCAAAUUCUUCUUCUUAUUCAAAUGCUAAAACCCCUUUAAUUGAUAGGCCAAUAAAAAUCAAAACUUUAGGAAAAACCACCCCCAAAUCGGCUCCCAACCCAUCAAAACCUUCAAAACGCAGCGUUUUACGGAAACCCUUCUCGCAGAAUGGGGAGAAGGUUAGAAAAAACCCGCCUUGUUUGUAUCAAUGGCAGUCUGGGAGAAAACCCACUUCAGGAAAUGGGUCAAAAUCCAAAAUUUCUUCAGUUUUGGACUCCAGUGGCAGUCUUGUAAAUAAAGUGUCAUCUGGGUCUGAGAUUAGGGUUUGUGAUGUGAAUUUGACUCCUUUGAGUAAGGUAGCAACUGGUUCAGGCUUAGAUUUUAGAGAAAAUGAGAAAGAAAUUGAUGUUGAUGAUGAUGAGAAGUUGUCAAUCCCUAGUGGAAACGAAAAUAAAACUCCUCCUAUUCAGGCCUCUGUGUCUCCAGAGAUUCAAACACAAUGUGGCUCAUCUAUAGUGGCUACAGCGACCACGCCGGCUUGUUAUGCUGCUGGUUAUGUUGUGUCUGGUGUCACUGACAAGAGGAAAUGUAGGCCUAGAGGGAUUCUUACUGUAGGGGAAGAUAAUGUGCUAGACUUUGGUGCAGCUAAGGAUAUUAGUGGUUUUGAUGAAGAUGAUGAUAGCAACAAAGAGAAUGUUCUGGGAGUUGUUGAUAAUUCUUCUACUGUUUCUAUGUUGCCUUUACCUGCUGAGGCUUCGAUGCAUUGGCUUUUGUCUCCUUGCAAUGAGGAGGACGAGGAUCAUAAGGAGAAUUCUGAAAUUGGGUCGUGUAGAUAUCAGAUUCAUUCUCCUAAUUCAAGUUUGUUCGAUGACGAGUUUAAUUUUUCAGAUUUAUUUAAUGGUAGCAAUAGUCGAAGCAGUGUUAGUGUUAGUGCUAGGAAGAGGAGGAGCACUUCUUUGUAUUCUCCAGGUGAAGGAAUCUUGUGGCCUUCUCCUGACAAUGAAGCUGUUUUGUCUACCCCCAAUUGUACAUCUAGUUGCAAGGGUGCAGGUUUGGAAGAAGAGAGGAAACGCUGUGAUGAUUUUGAUCGAGAAAAUUCUCCAUCCUCCAUGGAUAUAUCAGGAAGCGGAAAUGUUGUUCAAACUCCAGAGUCUGACUCAAGUUCUGAUAGAGGUGUUGGUUUGUCGCGGUUAAAAGCAGAAGCUGGUAAACAACAUCAAUUUGAUUCUGAACUUGAUCUGAUCACCAAAAGUCUCCAGAGGACAAGUUUAUCUUCCAAGGGUUAUGAAUCGAUAUGGGAUAUAACCAGUUCAAGUUUUCAGUUCGAUUGUUUGACAACAGCCUCCAAUUCUGUUGAUCUUUCCCACUUCCAGAAAAUUUUGGAUGACCGGUCGUCUUGGAUGUCUACUUCUACUUUAGGGAAUGUGUCACAAUCACAGAUGAGGAUAUCAUGGAGAGACGGAUUGGUGAGUCGGAUUUUUGAGAUGGAUGAGUUUGAUAGUUGCAGAUACUUAUCAGAUGAAGAGGAAGAUGCCAGUGAGUAUUACAAUGAACAGUUGAAAUCCUGUCAGAAUCCAGAGUUCACUGUUGAUGAAGGGAAAUAUGAGAUUCUGAAAAAUGGUUUUGGAUCAGCUGAAUUUGUAGAUACUGAACUGAAAACUCGAGAAAAAAGUGAAGAAAGACUGCCUUCUCAACUAUCUUGUUCUUGUGCAGAGUCAAUAAGCACUGAUGGAGGCGGCCUCACGGCUUCAGGGGAUUCGGAUUGGACUCUAUGCUAUAAGAACCAGUUAUUUAAAGUAUGACUUGUGUUCCUCUCUUACACUCAUUCAAUCCUCUAUUGUUUAGUCAAACUAACCUUUGAUUGAAAGUGGUUCUUCUUGGCGGUCAUUCCAUUACUUGUAAUUUCACCUGUGUUUUAAUUGAAUUUCUUCAUUUAAGAUGUUCUGUUCAUAAACGAUAGAAUGCUUUCUGAAUUAUAUUUGACUCUAUAGUGAAAAAUUCU